This is a messenger RNA of Stegastes partitus (bicolor damselfish), 2059 nucleotides long. RefSeq names its product MYD88 innate immune signal transduction adaptor (gene myd88). Gene Ontology annotation, biological process: defense response to Gram-positive bacterium; MyD88-dependent toll-like receptor signaling pathway; positive regulation of canonical NF-kappaB signal transduction. Gene Ontology annotation, molecular function: TIR domain binding; Toll-like receptor binding. The record is from RefSeq and is a predicted model, not a curated record. The transcript is spliced from 5 exons. Gene Ontology annotation, cellular component: plasma membrane. The coding region runs from base 143 to 1024 and encodes 293 amino acids. NCBI's taxonomy places the organism in Eukaryota, Metazoa, Chordata, Actinopteri, Pomacentridae.
CACUUCCUCAGUCCGGUGUUCAGGUGGGCUAAACUUCACUCUCCCGAGGCUGUUGCCUAACUUCAACCGCGUCUGUCCUUCGCUAUGUUUUCUUCCCUCACACUUUAACGGAAGCCCAUGGUCUUACGGAGAAUCCCGAAACAUGGCGUGUGCCGACCCGGAGAGCCACUUGUGGACGGUUCCGCUCGUCGCGCUGAAUAUGAACGUGAGGAAAAAGUUGGGACUGUAUCUGAACCCUAAGAACACCGUGGCCGCUGACUGGACGGCUGUUGCAGAGGAAAUGGGCUUCUCUUACCUGGAGAUAAAGAACUACGAGGUGUCCAAAAGCCCCACUAAGAUGGUUCUGGAGGACUGGCAGGCCCGGAACUCUGGAGCGACGGUGGGAAAGUUGUUAUCAAUCCUCCGGAAGGUGGAGAGAGAAGACAUUGUGGAGGACCUCCGACCUCUGAUAGAUGAAGAUGUCAGGAAGUAUUGUGAGAAUCAGAAGAAGCAGCCUCCACUUCAGGUUCCUGAGGUCGACAGCUGUGUCCCUCGCACCCCAGAGAGGUCUGGAAUCACCGUGGACGACGACCCUGAAGGCGCUCCUGAGAUGUUUGAUGCCUUCAUCUGCUACUGCCAGAGUGACUUUACGUUUGUCCAUGAAAUGAUCCGGGAACUGGAACAGACGGAGUACAAGCUGAAACUGUGUGUGUUCGACAGAGAUGUGCUCCCGGGCUCCUGCGUGUGGACCAUCACUAGUGAACUCAUUGAAAAGAGGUGUAAGAGGAUGGUGGUUGUGAUUUCUGAUGAAUACCUCGACAGUGACGCCUGUGACUUUCAGACCAAGUUUGCCCUCAGCCUCUGCCCUGGUAAAAAAGAUUUUGACCCAGGAGCUCGAAGCAAACGCCUCAUUCCUGUCAUCUACAAGCCAAUGAAAAAGCCGUUCCCCAGCAUCUUGCGCUUCCUCACCGUGUGUGACUAUACCCGGCCUUGUACACAAGCCUGGUUCUGGAUACGGCUUGCCAAAGCUCUCUCACUGCCAUGAUCAUGAACCAGGGCAGUUGAUCAUGUUUUAAAGUGCCUCUUUUUUUCCAUGCCGUCGAUUACGUCUGACAAUGGCCAAAUAUUACAGGUUUAAUUAUGUGCUAUUUUUUUCAAUCCACAUUCUGCUGACUUCAGAAACUACCUGUAAUUUUACUGUGUGGACAUAUUAUGUACUUUAAUGCUUCUGUUUGCCGACACAGAUUUCUGUAAAUUAUAAUAAUGAACCUCAAGUUGCACAAGAGUGCUAGAUAUCCGCAUAGUUCUCACUGCACAGAGCAUUGCUAAGUUAACACUGUAGGUUGUGCCUGCUACUAUUUUGCAUUAUGUUUUUUUUUUAUUGGUGUGGAGGAUCUGUUUAUAUUCAAGGCAGUGUGUACUAAAUGUUCUGUAAAAGCUCUCUUUUUUGUGUUGCCUACUUCCUCAUAUGAGUCAACAUCUAGAUGAGAUUGAAGCUAAAGAGGAAGCGAUAAUGUGACUGCGAUACUUUCACAUGUGCAGUUUUACUGACAGCUGACAUCUGCCUUUUCUCUCUUUCACUUUGUUUGUCAACACGGUGUCUUUGCAUUUGAUUUUGUGUUCUUGACAUUUCAGAAACUGUUUUCGUAAAAUUUUAUUCUGUCUUGAACAAAUGGUAUGAACGGAAAUCCUUAAAAUAAAUGUGCUACACUUUUAGGGGGAUUUUUGUUUUUUUUAAAAAGCACAUGUACAGGUAAGAAAGCGGGAUGUGUGCUUUGGUUCUCCAGCAUGUCGUUGUGCAACUCCUGCAGGUUUUAGAAUACACCAGCAGAGGUCUCGCUAAUUUAAUGCUGAAAAUGGUAAAGUGCGCUUGAGAGUAAACAUCCAAUCACAGUGCAGGAGACGUGAUAUUGUCCAAUCAGAGAGCAGAAUGUUCCUGGAGCGGCACGCCUCUUUUCACAGAACUGAAAGUAGGAUUUUGUGUGCCCUAAUUUUUGCCUGUCAGGUAGAACUUCUCAACCUGAUAGACGCGUAUGCAUACCAUAUCAAUCGAAUAAUUCUAAUAAAGGAAGGAUUAUGA